CCAGAAAUCACAACCGAUACAAUGCGCCCCCUCACAGAAAAGGAGACACAGACUCUCUUCGAGAAGCUGGCAAACUACACUGGAGGCUCUCUUAAGAACCUCAUCGCCCCUCUCGACGACUCUCCCAACGCUGAUCGCUAUGUCUUCCGCCUGGUUCGCGAUCGUGUCUUUUACGUCCGCCUUUCCAUUGCCAACCUGGCUACUUCUAUUGCGCGCGAGAAGCUUCUGUCUCUAGGCACAUGUCUCGGCAAGUUCACCAAGACGGGCAAGUUCCGUCUGCACGUCACAGCCCUCCCCAUCAUCGCCGAGCACGCCCGCUACAAGAUCUGGGUCAAGGAGAACGGAACCAUGCCUUUCCUCUACGGCAGCAACAUCGUCAAGGCCCACGUUGGCCGUUGGUCCGAGGACUGCCCUGAGCACCAGGGAGUCGUGGUCUACAGCAUGAACGACACCCCGCUCGGAUUUGGUGUUACAGCCCGCAGCACCGCUGAGGCGCGAAGACUGGACCCUACUGGUAUUACCUGCUUCAGACAGGCCGAUUGUGGAGAGUACCUCCGUGACGAAGACAACUUGUUUGCGACCGGUUAGAGUGGAAGGCGGCUUUACUUCGUCUGGCGUUGGGGUCAUUUUUUAAGUCAUUCUUUGGCGUUGAGAGUGAAGGGAAAAAGAAACUUGCAAUCAAGUCAAUCAUGCUUGGAUUAUUUGGUGGAUUUGGUAGAUAUAAUCAUCGUCAUCAUCAUCAAAGCGCUGCAUAUGUUGAAAUGUAUUCGCUUGCCCCC
Messenger RNA from Fusarium graminearum PH-1, 779 nucleotides. RefSeq names its product 60S ribosome subunit biogenesis protein NIP7. The transcript has 2 exons. The record is from RefSeq and is a predicted model, not a curated record. Gene Ontology annotation, cellular component: nucleolus; nucleus; preribosome, large subunit precursor. Gene Ontology annotation, biological process: ribosomal large subunit biogenesis; ribosome assembly. Gene Ontology annotation, molecular function: RNA binding. Lineage: Eukaryota; Fungi; Ascomycota; Sordariomycetes; Hypocreales; Nectriaceae. Bases 22 to 588 code for a protein of 188 amino acids.